This is a messenger RNA of Lentinula edodes (shiitake mushroom), 2045 nucleotides long. RefSeq names its product APC amino acid permease. The transcript has 13 exons. Bases 480 to 2045 code for a protein of 521 amino acids. The record is from RefSeq and is a predicted model, not a curated record. Gene Ontology annotation, molecular function: transmembrane transporter activity. Gene Ontology annotation, biological process: amino acid transport; transmembrane transport. Gene Ontology annotation, cellular component: membrane. Lineage: Eukaryota; Fungi; Basidiomycota; Agaricomycetes; Agaricales; Omphalotaceae.
ACCUGGACAUUAUGAUAUUUUAGUAGGCCCCAAACACUGAAUUGCAGCUUCGCAAGAGCUCAUACUGUAUCUGCGAUGUGCAAGAAUCACUACAUUUUAUUUCGGAGAAUUCAGUUCUCCUGCCACUGUAUUCAUGAACCGUUUUGGAAAAUGUCAACGCGCCACUGCUAUCGAUCGUCCUCUCAAUUCAAAAUCGUCGGAGACGGGUUGCCCCCUGUUUACGUAUAAACCAAUUCACGACGCUGUCUUAACCACUACAGUCUUCCACAGUUCAUCUAGAGUACAGGCACUCUUCAGACGUUAUCUACACCUCUUGUGAUAAGCCAUCCAUAUGGCAUGCGGGAAGCUCUGCUAUAUAUGGGACCCAAGCGGGUCAUUCUGAGAAUGCAUAUAAAUACGCAGACGUCAAUUCCACGAUGACGAAAUAGAAUUCCCCUUCGUUCCCCUUCUUAUUCGACCUUUUUUUAGGACAGGCAAUCAUGUCCAAAGCUCGAAAACACGAUGUCCAGCAUGCAGACGAAGCGUUAUUGGCUUCUUUAGGGUAUAAACAAGAGUUCAAACGCGCGUUUACACCACUCGAGGUGUUCGGUAUCGCAUUCUCCAUCAUCGGACUGCUGCCCUCAAUAGCAUCUGUGCUGUUCUAUGCCAUACCAAAUGGAGGAGGACCGGCCAUGGUCUGGGGUUGGGCUGUAGCAAGCAUCUUCAUCUUGAUUGUCGGAUUGGCCAUGGCGGAGUUAGCGUCUGCGGCCCCAACUUCUGGUGGGCUCUACUUCUGGACGUUCUCCCUCUCUUCGCCUAGAUGGAGAAAUCUGCUAUGCUGGAUCGUUGGCUAUGCAAACACAAUCGGUGCCGUGUCCGCUGUCGCUUCAAUUGACUGGGGAUGUGCAGUACAGAUCAUGGCAGCUGCGAAUAUCGGCUCACCAAAUGGGAGCUUUGAGGCAACCCGUGCCCAGCUUUAUGGAACAUAUGCUGCAGUCAUUCUUACACAUACCCUGGUGUGCUGUCUUGGAACUACUGUGUUGGCCAGAUUGCAGACAGUCUAUGUCGGGCUUAAUGUAUUAUUAUGUUUAGCAGUGAUUAUCGCCUUACCUGCAGCCACUCCUAAAGAGUUCAUGAACACUGCGAGUUUUGCCUUGGGUGAUUUCACCAACCUUAACGGAUGGCCAAAUGGCUAUGCGUUCAUCAUGAGCUUCCUUGCCCCGCUAUGGACAAUCUGCUCCUUUGAUUCAAGUGUGCAUAUUUCUGAGGAAGCUGCCAAUGCUGCCACUGCGGUACCUUGGGCCAUAGUUGGUGCUAUAAGCAUUGCGGGGAUUUUGGGAUGGGCGAUUAACAUGUCUCUCGCUUUUUGUAUGGGAACCGAUCUCGAGACGUUGUAUGCCAGUGCGCAACCCAUGGCGGCGAUUUUCAAUAACAGCUUUGGGCAUAAAGGUACACUGGCGCUCUGGGCAUUUGUAGUAUUGGUACAAUACAUGAUGGGUUCCAGCAUGCUUCUUGCCGCCAGCCGUCAGAGUUAUGCUUUCAGUCGUGAUUCUGCUCUUCCUUUCUCAUUCUGGCUUUACCGUAUGAACAGCUACACCGGGACUCCUGUCAACACCGUCGUAUUCGUGGCUGCAUUAGCAUUACUCCUUGGUCUACUUGCGUUCGCAGGUACGGUCGCAAUUGACGCCGUAUUUGCUAUUUCUGUUACCGCACUCUACAUCGCAUAUGCUAUUCCGAUUAGUGCGAGGUGGUUAGGUGAUAAUCAAUUUAAGCCUGGUCCGUUCAAUUUGGGAUUCAUGAGUCUUCCUGUUUCCAUAACCGCAGUUCUCUUCAUGUUUUUCCUUGGCAUUGUCUUUCUAUUCCCCACCACGCAACAAACCGACGUUUCGGACAUGAAUUACACCGUGGUCGUCCUUGGAGGCGUGCUGAUUCUCUCCUUGGUAUGGUACUAUUUCCCAAAAUAUGGUGGUGUGCACUGGUUCACAGGUCCCAUCGCCAACAUCGAUAAAAUGGGAAUGGAAGUGAAGGGAGGAAGCUUGACAGACCCAGAAGUUUCCGCCAUGUAG